Messenger RNA from Drosophila innubila, 1945 nucleotides. It is a transcript of the gene SH3PX1, whose product is annotated as sorting nexin-33. NCBI's taxonomy places the organism in Eukaryota, Metazoa, Arthropoda, Insecta, Diptera, Drosophilidae. Gene Ontology annotation, cellular component: cytoplasmic vesicle; plasma membrane. Gene Ontology annotation, molecular function: phosphatidylinositol binding; protein binding. Gene Ontology annotation, biological process: protein transport; endosomal transport; mitotic cell cycle. The coding region runs from base 97 to 1788 and encodes 563 amino acids. The transcript is spliced from 3 exons. The record is from RefSeq and is a predicted model, not a curated record.
AAUAGUCACACACACUGACUCAGACACUGGCUUUUUCAUUUGUUUUAUGGGAGCGGAUUUAGAUAAAAAACGCGUUAAAAUCGUGCAAUAAUCAAAAUGACAUCUUACGUACGUGCUAUGUACGAUUUUUCUGGUGAGCCAGGCUCAUCGGAACUAUCGAUAAUCGCUGGCGACGUUCUAACCGUGACAAGGAGCGACGUAGGCGAAGGUUGGUGGGAGGGCAAAAACAGUCGGGGCCAAAUUGGUCUGUUUCCAGCGGCCUACGUGGAGGUGAUGUCCGCAGCGGAGGCGCGUCAGUUUACGACACCGGAGAUAAGUGCAACGCCGUCGGCGGCUCAGGCUUUGGAUCCCUUUGGAAUGCCACCAGCGCCUCGAUAUGACCCGACACCUGACAAUGACGACGACAGUUGGUCGGACAGCGAUGAUAACGAGACAUAUUCGGAGAUUGCACCAACUGGUGGCAAGUCAUCAGCAGGAGCCCGCACUGGCGGCAUCUCGCACUCCACUAGCGACUAUGACAACAGGCAUCUACCUGUGGCGCCCAACGAGGAUGCCAUAUCGUUGAACUCCACUGCAGCGGGCAGUGCCAGUGCUGCCACCAUGAAGAAGGGCAUGUUUGCCAAGAGUUCCGAUUCCUAUAUACUUGGCCUAUUCAGCAGCAAGGAGACUAUACCCGAAUGCGAAAAGGCCUACAUAACGCAAGUGGAGGACUCCAUAUAUCAGUGGACACAGAAUCAUUCACCCUACUCGGUGGUGGUGGCCAGUCCCAAAAAGGAAUCCAAGUUCAAGGGAAUGAAAACAUUCAUUGCCUACCAGCUGACGCCUAGUUUUAAUAAUAUCUCCGUGUCGCGUCGUUAUAAACACUUCGAUUGGCUGCACGAACGUUUGACGGCCAAGUUCUGUUUGAUUCCGGUGCCACCGUUGCCGGAUAAACAGAUCUCCGGUCGUUAUGAGGAGCAGUUUGUGGAGCAUCGUCGGGUGCAGCUGCAGGAGUUUGUCGAUUGGAUGUGCCGACAUCCGGUCAUGUCAAAAUGCGAGGUGUGGUAUCACUUUCUCACCUGCCGCGACGAAAAGAUGUGGAAGUCGGGCAAACGGAAAGCGGAAUGUGAUCCCUAUAUGUACAUCAACUACUGCAUGGCAAUUUCGCCGCCCACCAAUCAUCUGCUGCACUCUAAGGUCGAUGCUCAGCUGGAGAGCGGGACACAGUUCAUUCACAACAUGGAUUCGGCCAUACGCAAUUUGAAUAACAUUUCCAAUGAUAUGGCCAAACGGUCGUUGGCCCAGAGCAAAAAGGAAUUCCAGCGCAUUGGCGAUGGUCUCUCCGAAUUGGCCAAAGCGCUGUCUAUCGAUGAACGCCGUGCUCCCACACGCAAUGGAGUGCCGUUAAGCGAUAGCGUCGGUCGCAUUGGCGGCAUUUUCAUUGGCGUUGGCCAAAUGUUUGGGGAUCAGCCAAAGAACGACUGGAUACCGCUAUCCGAUCGAUUGCACAUCUACAGAGGCGUCUUGAGCUGCUUCCCGGAUGUCUUCUCCAGGCACAAGGGCGCCGUACAGAAGCGCAAGGAUUGCGAGCGUAUUACUGCCGAGAAUAAGAUGAGUCAAGCCCAGCUGCAGGAUGUGAACAGACGCACCGAUGUCGUCUCCUAUACGGUGCUAGCGGAACUCACCCACUUCAAGAGCGAACGGGACACGCAUCUGAAGCAGACACUCAAGAUGUUCAUUGGCGAACAGAUCAAGUUCUAUCAGGGCGUUGUGGCACGCCUCCAGGAGGCCCAUCGUCAGAUUGAGUAGUCUAAUAUCCAAAAUGUGAAUUAUAGAUGAUCGGCUGGGAGCACAAACACACACACAAACAAACACACACACUACAAAUAGCUGAAAACAUUCGCACGCGCGCAUUUGAAAUGCUUUAAAGUUUAAACAAAACAAAAACUAAAACUAAAAAAAAAAA